Molecule: messenger RNA, 141 nt
Organism: Phytophthora nicotianae INRA-310
Lineage: Eukaryota; Oomycota; Peronosporomycetes; Peronosporales; Peronosporaceae
Exons: 2
Coding region: 1-141 (46 amino acids)
Source: RefSeq, a predicted model, not a curated record
AUGAAGUCGAACGAGAUCUCGGCACCAUCGGAAAUCGCAUCGCCUCCUGCCCCACAACUCCCGCCACGCAAUGAUGAAAUUUGGACCAACAACCUCGUGGUUCCUCUGAAGCAACUUGCUAUCAGAAUCACCGUCUGCUAA